Messenger RNA from Balaenoptera musculus (blue whale), 522 nucleotides. RefSeq names its product calcium binding protein 5 (gene CABP5). Lineage: Eukaryota; Metazoa; Chordata; Mammalia; Artiodactyla; Balaenopteridae. The record is from RefSeq and is a predicted model, not a curated record. The transcript is spliced from 6 exons. Gene Ontology annotation, molecular function: calcium ion binding. Bases 1 to 522 code for a protein of 173 amino acids.
AUGCAGUUUCCCAUGGGCCCCGCCUGCAUCUUCUUAAGAAAAGGCAUCGCUGAGAAACAGCGGGAAAGACCACUGGGACCAGAUGAGAUUGAAGAGCUCCGGGAAGCAUUUCUUGAGUUUGACAAGGACCGAGAUGGGUUCAUCUCUUGUAAGGAUUUGGGGAAUCUCAUGAGGACAAUGGGUUACAUGCCCACGGAGAUGGAACUGAUUGAACUGGGCCAGCAAAUCCGCAUGAACUUGGGUGGCCGUGUAGAUUUUGACGACUUUGUGGAGCUGAUGGCCCCUAAAUUGCUUGCAGAAACAGCUGGGAUGAUUGGUGUCCAGGAGAUGCGAGAUGCCUUCAAGGAAUUUGAUGCCAACGGAGACGGGGAGAUCACCCUGGGGGAGCUGCAGCAGGCCAUGCAGAGGCUCCUGGGAGACAAGCUCACGCCCCAGGAGAUCUCCGAGGUUGUCCAGGAAGCCGACAUUAACGGAGACGGCACCGUCGACUUUGAAGAGUUUGUGAAGAUGAUGUCUCGUUGA